CUGCCGGAGAGCCCAACAACGGUCGCGAUCACCUCACGAGGAGAGGUACGACCGUAGCUUCCCCUUCCGUCCUUCCACCGCAUCGGUCGUCCUCUUCCUCCUUCUCUCUCUCUCUCUCUCUCUCUCUCUCUCUCAACAUCACAGCUCCCUCUGCAAAACGACACCACCAAUUCUUAACAAUUUCCCCUGACCGCCAUAACUGCUCCUCCCAAGCUUCCCAUCUCUCUCUCUCUCUCUCUCUCUAUCUCCUUCUCCUUCUCCAUCUUCCUCGCCAUCACGUAAACCUCCGGCAUUCCGUCAGCUCCCUUCCUCUCUCCCUUCAAAUGCAGCCGUCCUGUUCGUCGUUUGACUCAGCUCCUCCUCGUCUAUUCACCUCCUUGUCGUCUUCUCAUCUUCUCUCGGCCUGCAUUGCAUGAGCUCCUUCAAUAGUUUCAGGUACCGCCUCUGUAUAUAUAUACAUACGUACAGCUCAGCUGUUUUAGGAAGUUUCCAACCGAGAGAACGCAUCCACGGCGAUUGGUUGGCCGGGGAAUUUGAUGAAGGCAGCGGUGGCUCUGCGGUUCCGAUAGGGACGAAGGAACAACAUGCCGAGCAUCAAAGCUCCAGGAAUGAAGAAGGCCACGACCUUAACGGUUGCGGUCAAAUGCAGGCCCUUGACGGAGCGGGAGCGCGGCCGUGACAUUGUCAGAGUGCAUGACGGGAAGGAGGUGCUGGUAUUGGAUCCUGACCUCUCCAAGGAUUACCUCGAUCGCAUACAGAAUCGAACUAAGGAGAAGAGGUACCGAUUUGAUCAUGCAUUCGGACCUGAAUCCUCAAAUUUGGAUGUCUACAAUAAAUGUAUAUCUUCCACAAUUUCUGGAGUUGUUCAAGGUCUCAAUGCUACCAUCUUCGCAUAUGGCUCUACUGGAAGCGGCAAAACAUACACAAUGGUUGGGACUAGAGAUGAUCCUGGUCUCAUGGUUCUUAGCUUGCAUACUAUCUUUGAGCUUAUCAACAAGGACAGCAGCUCGGAUGAAUUUGAAGUUAAUUGUUCCUACCUUGAAGUCUAUAAUGAAGUUAUAUAUGAUCUGCUUGAAAAAUCAUCUGCUCAUUUGGAAUUGAGAGAGGAUCCUACCCAAGGAAUUGUUGUUGCUGGCCUAAGGUCAAUUAAGGUCCGCUCAGCCGAUAAAAUACUUGAACUUCUGAAUCUGGGGAACAGUCGGAGGAAAACAGAAAGUACUGAGGCCAAUGCAACAUCCUCAAGAUCACAUGCAGUUCUAGAGAUUACUGUGAAAAGGAGGCAGAAAAGAAAGUAUCCAAAUCAGGUCAUGCAAGGAAAACUUGCACUUGUGGAUCUUGCUGGAAGUGAACGAGCUUCAGAAACAAAUAGUGGAGGGCAAAAGCUAAGAGAUGGUGCUAAUAUCAACCGUUCACUGCUUGCAUUAGCAAACUGCAUCAAUGCUUUGGGGAAGCAGCAAAAGAAGGGCCUCGCUUAUGUCCCUUACCGCAAUAGCAAGCUGACGCGGAUUCUUAAAGAUGGCCUUAGCGGUAACUCUCAAACGGUUAUGGUGGCAGCAGUAUCACCUGCAGACUGUCAGUAUCACCAUACAGUGAAUACAUUAAAAUAUGCCAAUCGAGCAAAGGAAAUAAAGACGCAUAUUCAGAAAAAUAUCGGUACUGUUGAUACACAUGUAUCCGACUACCAACGGAUGAUAGAGAGUCUUCAAGUUGAAGUUUGUUGUUUGAAGAAGGAGCUAGCUGAAAAGGAGUCGCAGCUAACUGUCAGAAGUACUGAAACAGCAGCAGAUGAUGAGCUUUCUUGGUUGAAUGCAUUGAGCUGUGAGACCAGCGAAAAUGUCCAGGAGAGGAUAAACUUACAGAAAGCACUGUUUGAGCUUGAAGAAACUAAUAUCCGUAACCGAACUGAACUCCGGCAACUUGAUGAUGCCAUUGCAAAACAACAGGCUAUUGAAAAGGAUGGCACAGUUGUGGAGGCUUUAAGAGCAAGGCGGCAACUCAUUCUUGAUAAUAUCCGUGACAAUGAUGAGGCUGGUAUUAACUACCGUAAGGAAAUUGAGGCAAAUGAGAAGCUUCAAUGUGAACUCCAACACAAGAUCAAUGAAGCUAUCAAUAACCACGGAAACAAAACCUACCUGCGCAUCCUCAGUCAGUACAGGCUUCAAGAGAUGGCGAAUACAGAGCUUCAGCUGGAAGUGGCAAUGAGAGACCAAAUUAUUCACCGUCAACGCGAUGCACAAAGAAAUUUAUGGAACUUGUUAAUGGGUUUGGGGCUUGAUGAGAGGCGGCUGUUGGAUCUUGCCGCAUGGCAAGGAAUUCCGAUGGAAGACUACAUGAUGGCUCCUUAUAUGGGUCUCUCCAAUAAGAACCAAUCACCAAAUCCGGCUGUCCAUAGAUAUAUUCCUUCUCCAUGCACAAGCCUUUCCUAUUCAACAUCAUCUUCCAACUUUGAACACUAUCAAAACUUCGAAAAUGGAUCCAUGCGAAGAGGGAACUGGAACUCGUUUUGCAGGGAGGAGCGUCACAUGUCGUAUUAUUUUCUCUCUGACAACCCCUCCCCAUCGGCUCAACUGCAGACAAGGAAGAGCGAAUGUUGGGUUAGUGGUAAUUCAGGCUUGUGUUUGGACUCUCCUAAUACCAAUCCUCAAAAUUCGGAAGAUUCCAACGCAAAAAUGGAAUGUCGACCCCGGCCUUAUGAAACCUGCUCAUCAGUCGGGGCUCGUUCUUUAGGAGAUCAGCACGAGGACCCAACCAAUGAUAAUGGAUGGUACCAUCGCACAGAUCGUAGUGUACAUAGUAGUAGCGGAGAUUCUCACUGUAAUAUGAGAAGGGAACAUGUCGGUAGAACUGAUGGGCCAGCGGGAUGCAAUAGCUUUACAGGGCAAUGCUCAACAACUAGCUUUUCUCGGAAUCCCAUGAACUGCAGUGACUCAUCUUACAAUUUUCCUUCUUAUGGGAAUGUAAGGCCUUCUUCUGGUUCGUAUUGUAGUCCGCAAUCCGAAGUUCUCUCUUCAAACAUCUUCACUCCCCGGCAUUCCCGAAUUAGUUAGUGAUCCAUCUUCCACGAUAUUCAUUUUGUACCUUUAGCCACACGUACAUAUGGUAGGAUUAGUAUCUUCCUCCAAAACAUGCUUUGAUUUGAUUGGCUCAUGAUCCUUUGUUCUGUAAAGGGAAGUAGCAAGGAUUAGCUCUAAAGCGGCAGUUUUUUUUUUUUUUUUGUCAUCAUGCCAUGGGAAGCUCAUGGAUUGAAGUAGUAAUCUCUGUUUGUAAAUAUCGCGGUUGAUCAAGGGACUGAAUUACUUGAUUCAGUCGCUGCGACCAAAUUUCAUCAAAAUUCAUUGUUUUGAUUCAAUAUAUCAUUCUGAUUCUCGAUUUG
This is a messenger RNA of Punica granatum (pomegranate), 3373 nucleotides long. The record is from RefSeq and is a predicted model, not a curated record. Lineage: Eukaryota; Viridiplantae; Streptophyta; Magnoliopsida; Myrtales; Lythraceae.